Lacerta agilis (Sand lizard) is the source of this 2961-nucleotide messenger RNA. RefSeq names its product F-box protein 10 (gene FBXO10). The coding region runs from base 25 to 2925 and encodes 966 amino acids. Gene Ontology annotation, molecular function: protein binding. NCBI's taxonomy places the organism in Eukaryota, Metazoa, Chordata, Lepidosauria, Squamata, Lacertidae. The transcript has 10 exons. Gene Ontology annotation, biological process: regulation of apoptotic process; ubiquitin-dependent protein catabolic process; protein ubiquitination. The record is from RefSeq and is a predicted model, not a curated record.
GUGCCUUGCCGUUCAUAGGUGACGAUGGAAAUCAGUGGCUUGCCACUGGAAUUGUGGCGCCUGAUAUUGUCCUACUUGCGCCUUCCUGACCUUGGCCGCUGCAGCUUGGUGUGCAGAGCGUGGUAUGAGCUCAUCCUCAGCCUGGACAACACCCGGUGGAGGCAGCUUUGCCUCUGCUGCAUCGAGUGCCGGCACCCAAAUUGGCCCAACCAGCCCGACGUGGAGCCCUGGUCAUGGAGAGAAGCCUUCAAGCAGCAUUACCUCGCUUCGAAAACCUGGACCAAGAACAGCCAGGACCUCGAAUCCUCCAACUGCUUCUACCUGUUCAGAAGGAAGAAGGACCGGCGCGUCCUUUGCGUGGGUCCCGGCUGCGAGUUUGACAAUCUCCGGAGCGCCUUGCUUUCAGCGGGUGUUUAUGACCGGAUCGUCCUGUUGCCUGGAGUGUAUGAAGAGCAGAGCGAAAUCUUCCUUAAGGCCCCUGUGGAAAUUAUGGGAAGGGGGAAACUAGGAGACGUAGCUCUCCUGGUGAGCUUCGACCAGCACUGUCCAACCAUGAGGUUAUGCAAUUUGGUCUUCAUGCCAGCCUGGUUCACGCCCAUCAUAUAUAAGACAACCUCGGGCCACGUCCAGUUCGACAACUGCAACUUUGAGAACGGACAGCUUCAGAUCCAUGCCCCGGGCACUUGCCAAGUUAAAUUCUGCACUUUCAACCAGUCCACCAUCAAUUUCCACAGCGUAGCCAUCUGCCUCCUGGAAAACUGUGAGUUUGUGGGCAGCGAAAACGCCUCGGUGACAGUGGAUGGCUGCCCAUCUGUGGACAGGAACUGGGCCUGUAAGCAUUUGAGCACACUGGCCAAAUCCUGCUCUGCUUCGCUACAGGUGCCGGAGCCACAGACGCAGUGCAGCGCAUCGAAGCUGGAGAGCCGGGGGCCUCUGCUGACAAGCAUACGGACCUGUGAAAUUGUGGUGGGUGGGGACCCUGGCAACGCGCUGCCUGCUUCGCACCCUCCAGCAAUGCCAAAGAAAGGGUGCGAGAAAGGGUGCGACGUCACUGGGCACCUCCACGGGGCCAACAAGGAGGAGGCCGCGACAAUGGAGACGGAUUCUAGCGACAGCGAACUGAGCAUGAGCAGCGAGAACGAGGACGACGAGGAGUCGAUGUGCCGGCUGCCUUACCAGGCCCACAGCCUGAGCCACAUGCUGGCCAAAGUGAUUGACGGCAGGCCGCAGGCCGAUGGCUUGGCGGCGCUUCCGAGUGACUAUGAGCUGAAAACUCUGCAGCAGGAGCUUCAGAAAGACAAGGAGGCGCAGUCUCUUGCCAACGCCAUGCAAGGAUGCCUCGUUCGGAAGUGCCUCUUCAGGGAUGGGAAAGGCGGCGUCUUUGUUUGCUCCCAGGGGCAAGCAAGAGUGGAAGGCAGCAUCUUCCGGGACUUGACCUAUGCCGUGCGAUGCAUACAAAACAGUAAGAUCGUCAUGCUGAAGAAUGACAUUCACCACUGCAAGACCUCGGGGAUAUUCCUGCGCCUCGGGGCGGGAGGCUUAAUUGCAGAAAACAACAUCCAUUCCAACUGUGAAGCUGGCGUGGACAUUCGGAAGGGAGCCAACCCUCUGAUCCUGUGUAAUAGGAUCCACGGCGGCCUUCGCUCCGGCAUCGUUGUCCUUGGCAACGGGAAAGGCAUCAUCCGUAGCAAUCAAAUAUAUGGAAAUAAAGAGGCUGGCAUUUACAUCCUGUAUAACGGCAACCCUCUGGUGAGUGGGAACCACAUCUUCCAAGGCCUUGCUGCUGGCAUCGCUGUGAAUGAGAACGGAAGAGGCCAAAUAACAGAAAAUGUCAUCCGGGAGAACCAGUGGGGAGGUACAGACAUCCGUCGUGGAGGUGACCCUGUUCUCAGAAGUAACCUGAUCUGCUGUGGCUAUUCAGAUGGCGUGGUGGUCGGGGAGCGUGGGAAAGGACUCAUAGAAGGAAACACCAUUUAUGGGAACAAGGGCUGUGGUGUCUGGAUAAUGUCCUCUAGCCUCCCGCACAUCACAAACAACCAAAUCGGUCACAACAGCAUCUAUGGGAUUGCGGUGUUUUGCCGCAAAGAUGAUGCUAAUGACUACCUCGCCAACCAAGGGGGCAAUGAGAACUUCAAUGACGAAGGAGAAGCUGCCAACUGGGAGAAUGACCUGGAGAGUGAGGAUGAACGCUUGGCUACCCGCAGGCCGAUCAGUGUGGCUCUCGUGGAGUCGAACAACAUCAACCACAAUGGAGCUGCUGGUUUGUACAUCAAGAGCAGCGAAGCCCUGAACAUCAUCGGAAAUGCCAUUCAUGCCAACCACGACUGCGGGGUCUCCAUUUUCCAAAGCUCGCAGCUCACGAGAAUCGCAAACAACAGCAUCUCUUGCAAUAGCCUCGGGGGAGUCGUGGUGGAAGCAGAGUGCCGGGUGGAGCUCCGUGGGAAUGGCAUUUACGACAACAGCAGCUACGGGGUGGCCUCCAAGGGCGACGGGAUCGUCACCGAGAAUGACAUUUUGGGCAACCAGGGCUGUGGCCUCAAGCUGUUGCAGGCAGCCGAUAUGAAGGUAACCAAGAACAGAAUCCACUCCUUUCGAGGUUACGCGAUUGAGAUGCUUGACCAGACCAAGGCUUUGGUGCAAGACAAUGUGAUUUUCCAAGGGAAGUCCAAAAAGAGCAUUUUGCAUCAGGCAUCCAACACGGAAGCCUGUGUCGUUCAAAGCAACAAGCUCCUGGCAUUCAAGAAAAGGUCGGACGUUGCCUGGACCCUGGAGAACCCCCCAGCGCGGCCUCACAUCGAAGGAGCCUCCCGAGGUGUAUCAACAGCUGGGAAUAGUCAAAAAGUCUCGAACAUGACAGCCAGGAUAGCGGCUAGAGUGGAUGGGGGCUGCCAUAACAACGGGAGCAUCUUUUGUACAAUUGUGUGAUCCUGGCCUUCCUCAGGGGCCGCCCUGGAAAGUCCC